AUGGACACCGAUGCUGAAUUUGUCAUUGGAGUGACUCCUGCUCCGGGUCUCUCUGAGCUGAGGAUUGUGCUGCUGGGGAAGGCUGGAGUGGGGAAGAGUGCAGCAGGAAACACCAUCCUGGGGAGAGAGGAGAGGAAAUUUGCCUCAUCAUCAGUAACCCAUCAGUGUCAGGGAGCAAGAGGGGAGGUGGGUGGGAGAAGUGUUUCAGUGAUUGAUACUCCAGGGUUAGUUGACAUGGACAUCUCAAAUCAGGACACCGUUAGUGAGAUUAAAAGGUGUAUCUCCCUGUCUGCCCCGGGACCCCAUGUGUUCCUGCUCGUCCUCCGCUUGUUGAGUUCCACUCAAGAGGAGAGAGAGAUGCUGCAUAUGAUUGAGAACACAUUUGGUGAGAAUGCUCUAAAAUAUUCAAUAGUGCUGUUCACACAUGGAGAUGAGAUGAAAAGGAAACAAAUGGAGGAGUCUCUACAGCACAGCUGUGAGCUUCCAGAGCUCAUCAGCCGCUGCCAUGGUGGAUAUCACAUGUUCAACAAUGAAAAUAUGGCUGACCGCGCUCAGGUCACAGAGCUGCUGGAGAAGAUUGACAGGAUGGUGGAGAGGAAUGGAGGAGGCCACUAUACCAAUGAGAUGCUCUUGGAAGCACAGAGAGCUCUCAGAGAACAGCAGAAUCAGAGCCUGCAUGUCCCAGAGGAAGUUGUGGGUAUUCAGAAGGAUAAUGUUCUGGCAUAG
Messenger RNA from Megalops cyprinoides (Indo-Pacific tarpon), 726 nucleotides. Its product is annotated as GTPase IMAP family member 9-like. Gene Ontology annotation, molecular function: GTP binding. The transcript is spliced from 3 exons. Bases 1 to 726 code for a protein of 241 amino acids. The record is from RefSeq and is a predicted model, not a curated record. NCBI's taxonomy places the organism in Eukaryota, Metazoa, Chordata, Actinopteri, Elopiformes, Megalopidae.